Messenger RNA from Manihot esculenta (cassava), 811 nucleotides. Its product is annotated as protein Iojap-related, mitochondrial. The transcript has 4 exons. The record is from RefSeq and is a predicted model, not a curated record. The coding region runs from base 66 to 560 and encodes 164 amino acids. Lineage: Eukaryota; Viridiplantae; Streptophyta; Magnoliopsida; Malpighiales; Euphorbiaceae. Gene Ontology annotation, biological process: negative regulation of ribosome biogenesis; negative regulation of translation. Gene Ontology annotation, molecular function: ribosomal large subunit binding.
CCGUCGUAGUUAGAUUGGUGUACUCCUUUCUCUAAGCUUCUGCCCUUUCAAGUGUUGCGAUCCCAAUGAUGGCGGCGGUGCGAUCUCGAUCUCACCUUUUCUGUUCACUACCAUGGAAGCUAGGCUCUUUAGGCUCCCGUUACGCUUUCUCUUCAUCAACCGUGGGAUCCAUCAGCAGUAACAAAGGUAUACUGGACCUAAACGAGGUUGAGAAGGUUCUCAGCGAUGUGAGAGCGGACGACGUGAAAAUCAUACCGGUCGGAAAGCACUGUAAUUGGGCGGAUUAUAUGGUGUUCGCCACUGGUAGGUCUACCUGGCACGUCAAAAACAUCGCUCAGGCGCUUAUUUACAAGGCUAAGGAAAAGCAGAAAGGAGCUCAGCGGAUGAUGCUUCCAAGCGUGGAAGGACAAGAGGGAGGAAAGUGGAUUGUCAUUGAUUCUGGCAAGGUGAUAGUUCAUGCUCUUGAUGAGAAGGCCCGAGCUUAUUACAAUUUGGAAGAUCUUUGGACUUCUGACACUCCCCCAAAAGAAUCAGUUAAGAUUCAAAAGUCUAUUAUGUGAAGACAAGGUAAACGAGAGAAGAUACAUCUACUUAUCACAUAUUAGUAUCCAACAUAAUGUUCUGUUUAAAUUACUUAUGACUAUCCUUAAUCAAACAGUGCCUGUUGCACAAACAAGCAUUUAAUUUGAUCAGAAAUCCAAGAUGAUUUUGGAAAUUAAGUUUAAAGUUCUUAUGUACGAUAUUCCAGGAAAAAAAAAACACUUAUAUUUGUUGAAGAAUGUUGUUAUUUUGAGCUAGCUAUUGCUGUCUA